UAUCUAUAUCCGUGGAUAGAAUAAAACAGCUUGUUGGAUACAAAUUCGAUAUUUUAAAUUACACGGGACGCUCCCGUCUUUUCGUGUCACAAUGUUUGUCACCCUGUUGCUCCGCCGAUGAAACUACGCGAUUGAACAUUCCGGGAGGGGACGGUAUCGUCGCGGUCUAGCCACUGGUUGCCGGGUUCCCGUCGGCCGCCGCAGUGUAUUUAGUCGUUUUGGAGCGUUCGAGUCGUCAACGCGGCCGCAUGCCUUUACCUUCGCGAACCGAUGGGCCGUCGCCGUUAAUACCGCCGUUUAUUUUGUUCCGUGCACCCGAGCCUCGCUGCUCGCCCAACUCGUCGCGUACAGUCGUUUACGCGGUCCGAGUUCUGGCCGCCUGUGCCGACACCACGGCUUAUUGUUAUUAUUCGUUCGUUGCCGUUACCCACGCACCCGCGUGUUUCUCGCCCGCCCCUCUAACGCAGUGCGAACCCACCGAUCACCGUAUACCUACCGACUCUCGCCAUGCUUAUACACGCAGUGCGAUUUGUAAAAGUAAAGCACCGGCGUACAUAGCUUCUUUACAUGCAGCAUUGGAUUAUGCAUAUAAAUCUGGAUCAAAACAUAAAAUCGGAGAUCGUGGACCCAUAGAUAACCCAUUGUGGUCUGUAAUAAUGGAAUUGUGCAAUCCCAAGUACGCAGAUUCAAUGGUUUUGACGUUGUCAUAUUUUUGGACAAAUAUCCAGAAUUAAACAAAAAACGAAUGUUACGUAGAUGUGAACAUGGAGACAUGUUACGCGAUAGAUUACCACAAUAUGCUACAGCGCAGUUUAUGGCCUACUAUAUGUUUGCCUGUUUUUUUGAUUUUAAAACUUUUUACGUACCGUACACAAUUGACGGUGAUAUAGAUACGUUAAAACAAUCGAUACAGAUCAAAGAUUUAUUAAAUUAUUACGGUUCUGCACAUUGAUCUAUUGGCAAAUCUUCAGUUUUCAAUUCCGUUUCAACAGGAUUGCUUUCUGCUUCACGUUAAUAUAAAAAAUCUUUAAACGAACCGUACAUGAUUACGUGAAACGUUUAACAGUCCACUUGAAAGAUUUUCACAAAUUAGACAUCAUACCGAGCAUUUAAAAAAAUCCAAUCUCAUUGGAAAAAUAUCAAAAUCUCGCAGCAAAGCCAUUAAAUAGUAGAUUGGAUGAAAAAAAUAUUAUUAAAGAAUUUUACAUAAUCAUUGCUGAUCAUGCGUUGGAUUAAACGAGAAAUAUUAACAUUAUGCGGCAUCUAUAAAUUUACCAAUUCAAAACGGACAACCUGCUUCUAACAGUGCGCCGGAUAUGUUGUUGAACGUUCAAUCGACCAGUCAAAAUAAUAUGAUACAACAUGUUUCGUCCGCCAACCAUUCGUCAACAACUCAUCAACUCGUCAAUUCGUCAACAACUCAUUAACAAAUCAAGAAGAAAUGUUAUUAAAUUUUACCGAGUUACACUCCAUGCCGAAUACUCCUAGAAUCUAUCUAAUUGGCGAUUUUAAUGAAACGAACCAAAAAUGGCGCGACAACGAAUUAUCGGAUUUCAAUCGCUGGGAUUCAGUCGAUACACAAGAACUAACUGAUUCGAUGAUAUUAAUGAUUGAUGUUCAGAGCAUACAAAACGUUCCGCAUAAUAUACCUCAACCUGUUGGCGAAAAUUCACAAAUAACGGAAUUUAUAAACGAGAACGAGAACUUUGAAUAUUUAAUAACACCGACAACUGUACAAUUUUAUAAUCAUAGCGAUUCUACGAUGAAUAUAAACAAUGAUCGAGAUUCUGAACAGCAAGUUAAACAUAAAUCGAUAAAUUCCAUACAAACUACAAUUUAUCGUUCAGAAUUACCGGUCGUAAAUGAACAAGCAUCGCUUCCCAAUGUGUUUAAUCAAACAACUGGUGCAUCGAAAAUUUCUAAAACUACUUCUACUACGUCUAGUCUACUAAAAUUACUACAACCAGUUCGGAAAAAAUAAACAACACUGCGACAAUUUCACAACUUGUGCCUACUACAAAUUUAUCGGUAUACAAAGUUAACGAACGAAAACGUUUACCGUCUAAAAAGUCAAUCUCCACAAAAAAUAUGACAACGUUUUUGAAUUCCGUCAGCAAUGACGAUUUGUCGACAAUCGUAACGGACAAAUCUACACGAUCACCCAUCAACUGUUUAAAAACAACACCAUCCUCAUUGUCUACCAAUAUACAACCAACACCUCAAAUUCACUCCAAAAAAAUAACACCAACAGUUUGUACAUCAACAACAACAACAACAACAACAACGACAACAACAACAACAUCGCGGUUAUUUUCUUCGUCAUCAUCAUCAUCGUCGUCGUCUUCGUCGUCGCAGUCACCA
Molecule: messenger RNA, 2361 nt
Organism: Acyrthosiphon pisum (pea aphid)
Lineage: Eukaryota; Metazoa; Arthropoda; Insecta; Hemiptera; Aphididae
Exons: 11
Coding region: 1442-1981 (179 amino acids)
Source: RefSeq, a predicted model, not a curated record